AAUGGAUGAAGAAGAUAACUGAGCAAGUGAAACAGCUCGCAAAAAAUGAAGAUGAACAACUCUCAAUGACAAGAUCGUAUGAUGUGCUUCCUCCAUAUGACCAAGCGAAGGCACUGGGGAAAAUUAACAUUGAUGUAGAUCGCAUUGCUGCUGGAUUGCCUUGUGGAAGUGAAGGGUUUCUCUUAAUGUUUGCCCGCUGGAAAAAACUUGAGAGAGACCUAUACAAUGAACGCAAGGACCGGUUUGAUAUUACACAAAUUCCAGAUGUCUAUGAUUCUUGCAAGUAAGAAGUUUUUAUUUCUUUUGUAUUUU
Molecule: messenger RNA, 312 nt
Organism: Dendrobium catenatum
Lineage: Eukaryota; Viridiplantae; Streptophyta; Magnoliopsida; Asparagales; Orchidaceae
Product: inositol hexakisphosphate and diphosphoinositol-pentakisphosphate kinase VIP2-like
Exons: 2
Coding region: 6-287 (93 amino acids)
Biological process (GO): inositol phosphate biosynthetic process; inositol metabolic process
Molecular function (GO): diphosphoinositol pentakisphosphate kinase activity; inositol hexakisphosphate kinase activity; 5-diphosphoinositol pentakisphosphate 1-kinase activity
Source: RefSeq, a predicted model, not a curated record